This is a messenger RNA of Bactrocera latifrons, 4077 nucleotides long. RefSeq names its product trichohyalin. Lineage: Eukaryota; Metazoa; Arthropoda; Insecta; Diptera; Tephritidae. The record is from RefSeq and is a predicted model, not a curated record. The coding region runs from base 1730 to 3913 and encodes 727 amino acids. The transcript has 4 exons.
CCUAAAAGCGCAUUUAAGCGUCAACAGCAAUCAUGUUGUUGUUGUUUUAGUGAGUUGCCAGUCCUUGGCCAUAUAAAAAAAUUCGGGACCGUUCAAGUAGACCGACCGUAGACCGACUGUCAUCAAUCAUCGCAACUAACGGCCAAGCUUUUAGCUGCUAUUUAGCACCCUGUAUGCUCGUGUUUCGCACAGUGCCAGCGCAAGAAAUUCAUAAAAAAUAGAAAUUAAAUUAAAAUGCUCAGUAUUAAGUACCAGUGCCCGCCCAUAGCUGCGCGCUCCCACACAACGCCCACUUUUAAAGUAAAACAACGUUUAGUUUUAGUUGCAAAAUUUUCAUUUUCAAUUUCAAUGCUCAUCAUGCAACAAGCAACUCAUAUGCGCGUUGAUGAGCGGUUUUAAAGUCAAUCUACUUUCCAUAUAUGUAUGUGUGUUUGCAUGUAUUAAGGAGCGCAGCAAAUUUUUGCCAUCCAUUUCAAUUGUGGUUAUGCAGUAAUUAUUCAACGAUCCAUAUAAGAGGAGGCAUUGAUGGGUCCAAAAUUAUUGUCCGACACAUGCGAUUAGUGCAGACAAUUCGGUAAUGGAGUUAGUUGAGAAACUGUUUUCCAAAGGAGACUUAAGCGGCCCGAAAAAUUUAUGGAUGCUUCUCAGAUCAUGGAUUUGGGAUAUAGAGGUGCUUCACGUAACACCUAAACGUCGUUAAAAUAAUAAAAUUGUAUAAAAAGGGUUUUAUUGACGUUAGCUGGAAUACUACAUGACAAAAACUACCAUGAUCUAAUGCUGCAAGAACUCAAUAUUCCGUAACACGGAAACAGAUUCUGUAGUCGAUGGAAACAAGAGAGCCGUUUGGUUACUACUGAUUGGCCAUUACAGUCACUGUAAGUCAAUCCACUAGAGAAAAUUUAAUGCCAAUAAAACAUACCUGGUGAAAUAUGCGGAAAAUUUAGAUGUAGGUCGCCGUCAAAGUUGUCAGACUCUCAUAGAAAGAACGGGAGAUUGGAGCAAGUAUUGAAUAAACGUCGGCUAUAACAAAACAAUCUAUUUGCUAUAAUUACAACACUGUAAUUCUUGAAAGUUAAGCUCCUGAGAUAUAUCAAAACGUACAGUGGCAUAUUCAUCUAUUUGCAAAACGAAAUGCCAUUAUUUAAAAGUUCGUCAAUUUACAAGAAUUUCACUACUUAUUAUUACUAAAUUAACUACUGUGCUCCACUAACGUCCAAUACUUUUUAUGAGUCACAAAAAAGUCCUUGGCAUUCAAAGUGAAGCUUCAUUGACGUCAUUGUCAAGGCUUCGGCAAUUCAUUCAUAAACCAGGAACAUUAUUUUUUAAGAACAAAGCGAUAAAAAUAAGUACAACGACACAAAUCCAUGAGGGCAUAAGAAGGUAUACCGAAUCCUUUUGUGGUCGCUCACGCACUGUUUGAAGCGUGUUAACGUGGUGCAGUGGUGCACAUGUGCGAUAAGCGAAUUUAAUCAAUCAGCGCGGAAAUGAAGUUCAUUGAGAAGGAAGAAAUUAGAACACAUCUUCGACUAUGAGCACAGCACUGCGAGUUUUCCUGCAGCGUAUCCACAGGAAUUGGUAUAAAAGCGCUGCGAAUACUUCCAUGAGGUCAGUCAAGUCAAAGCCAUCAGCUCGACAAGGACAAUCGCAAUAAACACAAGAGCUCAAGCAUCAUACAAUUUUAUCCAAAGCACAAGAGUUCGCGAAUAUAUUGAACCACGUGAUAAAUAAAAUGGGUUUCAGGUUUUGGCAGUUGCAAGCAACUGUCCUUUACCUGAUAAUAGCGACCAGUUUCGCUCGCGAGGAAUUACGCACUUGUCAAGACGAUGAUUACCUUGAAUGUUUUAACAGCGAGUUGACCAAAUAUUCAAGCAACGGGGAAAUUUGGGUACGAGGAAACAUUGAAUAUUCAAAACAGUCGGGUUUAGAGCGUCAGCAGCCUAAAAAGUAUUAUGAUUAUAUUGCUCGUGCAGAAUCUCGAGACUAUUCAAAUCGGGAUAGUAACCGUGAAAUUACACUCCGCGCUGAUUACCAACAAGAGCGAAGAGAGACAAUUAGACAAUUGGAUAACCACGAAGAACCGCACGAAAUUACAAUGCACUUUGAUAACCGACAGGAGCAACAAGAGAUUACAAGAAGUGUUGAUGAUAGCGAAGAACGACGAGAAGCUUCAAUGCGCCGUGUCGAAAAGCCAGAACGACGAGAGAUUACAAGAAGUGUUGAUGACCGCGAAGAACGUAAUGAACAGCCAGAACGACUGGAUAUUACAAGACGUGUUGACCGACAGGAACAACGAGAGACUUCAAGACGUGUUGAUGAUCGCGAAGAACGAGCCACUGAAAUGCGUCUAGAUGACCGACAGGAACAACGACAGAUUUCAAAACGUGUUGAUGAUCACGAGGAACGCCGAGACAUUGAAAUGCGUCUAGAUGACCGACAGGAACAACGAGAGAUUUCAAGGCGUGCUGAUGAUCGCGAAGAACGAAUGGAAACUGCAAUGCGCCAUAAUGAACGGUCAGAACGACGAGAGAUUACAAGACGUAUUGAUAACCGCGACGAACGCCGAGCCAUUGAAAUGCAUCUUGGUCACCGACAGGAACAACGAGAGAUUUCAAGACGUGUUGAUGACCGCGAAGAACGAAUGGAAACUGCAAUGCGCCGUAAUGAACAGUCAGAACGACGAGAGAUUACAGGACGUUUUGAAGACCUUGAGGAUCGCCGAGCCAUAGAAAUGCGCCAAGAUGACCAACAGGAAACACGAGAGAUUUCAAGACGUGUUGAAGACCGUGAGGAUCGCCGAGCCAUUCAAAUGCGUCAAGAUGACCGUCAGGAAACAGGAGAGAUUUCAAAACGUGUUGUUGACCGCGAGGAUCGCCGAGCCAUUGAAAUGCGUCUAGAUGACAGAGAGGAGCAACGAGAGAUUUCAAGACGUGUUGAUGAUCGUGAAGAGCGACGAGAAGCUUCAAUGCGCCGUGAUGAACAGUCAGAACGACGAGAGAUUACAAGACAUGUUAAUGACCGCGAGGAACGCCGAGCCAUUGAAAUGCAUCUUGGUCACCGACAGGAAGAACGAGAGACUUCAAGACGUGUUGACGAUCGCGAAGAGCAACGAGAAACUUCAAUGCGCCGUAAUGAACAGCCAGAGCGAAGAGAUUCUACAAGACGUGUUGGUAACCACGAGGAACGCCGAGCCAUUUCAGUGCGUCUGUAUGACCGACAGGAACAACGAGAGAUUUCAAGACGUGUUGAUGAUCGUGAAGAACGCCGAGAAACUUUAAUGCGCCGUAAUGAACAGCCAGAACGACGAGAGAUUACAAGACGUAUUGAUAACCGCGAGGAGCGCCGAGCCAUUGAAAUGUGUCUUGAUGACCGACAAGAAGAAGGAGGGAUUUCAAGACGUGUUGAUGAGGGUGCAAUGCUCCGUAAUGAACAAUCAGAACGACGAGAGAUUUCAAGACGUGUUGAUGAUCGCGAAGAACGACGACAGAUUACAAGACGUGUUGAUGAUCGCGACGAACGCCAAGCCAUUGAAAUGCGUCUUGAUGACCGACAGGAACAACGAGAGAUUUCAAGACGUGUUGAUGACCGCGACAAACGCCGUAUAGAAAGUGAUGACGGUUCAUGGUCACAUAAAAGACGUUUGGACAAUGAACGCCCAGAAAUUUUAGUCCGUGAACUUUCGCGUGGAAAUUACAUCCGAGUAUUUGAACAAUUGCAAAGGCAAUCUACUGCUAAUGAAGUGAAAUCCAGCCCGAUGACCAGGACUAAUGUAAAUUUGAAACAUGGAUACAUUUUACUUGGACAAGGAACAAUUUUGGCUUUUGUCAUAAUGAAGGCACUCAAGGACUAUGAGUUUAAAAUAAAGAGAGUUUCAGCUCGACACAUUAGUGAUUCGGCAUACCUCAUGGGAUUUUAGAAAUACAUGCAUGCUACCAAAAUGACAAACAAUGAAACUGAUUAAUUGGCUUACGAAUUGUAAAUAAUAUAAAGUGUACCUAAAGCAAAUCUGCGAAAUCGCUGUGUUAACGAAAAUAAUGAAAACAGAAUGAAAAUAAUUAAUAAUAGAAAAAUAGUUAUAAA